This is a messenger RNA of Brenthis ino (lesser marbled fritillary), 4995 nucleotides long. The record is from the annotation of a GenBank genome assembly. Lineage: Eukaryota; Metazoa; Arthropoda; Insecta; Lepidoptera; Nymphalidae.
AUGAAGCCACUACUCAAGACAGUGGUGGCAAUGUGCCUGCUAAUAACAAUUCAUGCACUGCCUGAAAGUAUUGAAGACGUCAAGGAACUGCCCCAAUCUAAAGAACCAAUAGUCGAAGCUGAAGAAUCAGAGCCUCAAGCGAGGGUAGAGCGAUGCACCACCUGCACAUCACUGAACCUUAAAAUUAAAUCUCCAAAGGAAGCGUUAGCAGCUCUCAAAUCGCUUCCCGGAGCUGAAGUUCACACUCAACAGUCUUACCAAGGCUGCUCAAGUGACAAAGGAUGUGCUGGACUUAAGAUUAAAGAUGGAAAAGUGAUUCAACGAUUUGGUAACGUGGACGCGUUUAACGCGGCGGCUGCCGCUGAUGUUAACAACGAAUUUAUCUUCCAUUCAGGUUUUGGUAACAAUGCCUUAGAAGGUGCUUUAGGUAAUCAACCUUUCUGGUGGAUGAACCAAGACUCACCCUUCAAAGCCGGUGGUGCCAGCGGUAACUUUGAAAAGUUCAGCAAAUCUUCAAGCUCUAGUUAUUCCAGUAGUGGAAGUUCUGGUGGAGUUUCUGGUGCCUUGGACUUAGGUGCAAACCCAUUCUUAAACGGCGAUCUCUCCUUAGGAGCUGAUAUUAAACCUAAUUACCAAUCUUCAUCUUUCGAAUCUUCUUCAUAUAGUGCUUCCAAUAAGGGUGAAAUGGAUUUAUCCCAAAAUCCUUUCCUGAACGGUGGUUAUAAGGCUGGUCAAGGUUUCCAAAGCGCGUUUGAAGCUAGUGGAUCACAGAACUUUGGUGCUGGUGCUUAUGGAAACAAAGCUUCCACAGGAUACAUUGGUUCCUCUCCCGCCCCAUUCGUUCCUGUCGCUUCCAACGUAAAUCUAAUCCAAAAUGAAAAAGCUGACUUCGAUUUUACACAACAACAGCAAACUCAGCAGAAUAUCGAUGAAAUCUUCCAAAGUUCAGGAAAUGUUGGUAUAGAGGCAUCUGCUGGUGACUUGGAACAGACAUGUUCUGCUGAAGGCUACUCCUGUGUCCUGAGGUCUCUGUGCAACAAUGGCGUCGCUUUUGUGCAAGUUAAGGUCCAGAAACAAUUUUGCAACGUACGCACAGAGGUCUGCUGCAGAAUAGAAGUAGCUAUCACCAACACUCAGGGAUCAUUCUCGAACCAAGGCUCCGUCCUAAAUAGUCAAGCUAGUUACGGAGCCUCUUCAAUUGGCAAGGGAUCAUAUGGAUCAGCAGCUUCUUUCGGUUCUGGUAUAGGAGGCGUCAAGAGAGGCCCAGCUGGAUCAAAUUCCUUUGGCAUUGGUCCCACAAUUGCCCCAACGACCUCACAAUUCGGCGCUACUAACGGAUUCAAAGCUACAGGACAAACGAACUUCAUCGAAACCGAUUCAUUGACUGCUGGCAGCGAAGCAGCCGGCUUUUACCGACCUGGUGCUGUUGGAUCUAACCUUAAACCUGGUAUCCCCUAUCUACCUCCAGUCGAUAACACCAACAGUGGUACUAAUAUUGUCAGUUCAACAUCCUUCCCUACUCCCGUUUUAGUCACCACUCCCAGACCUAUCCUCACCUCUGCCAAGCCUACUUACUUGCCACCUCCUGUAACCUCCACAUCAGCUCCAGGAUAUCUCCCACCUAUUGGAGAACAGACAAUUAACAGAGAAACUUUUGUGCCCGCAAAUCCCGACUACGAAGAAGGCUCCAUAAUCUUGGAUGAAAAUAGACCACCGAGAGUCAAACCUACACCAAUUCCAGUACCCAUUGGGCCCAUCCUAAGUGAAAUUCCAGCUGGCUGUGCUGCUGCUUUAAAAUGCACACCCAUCGAGUUUUGUACCGCUGAAGGAGUUAUUUCAAACACGACUGUCAUUUUAACCAGAGAUCAAAACGCAUAUAGAGUACCUCUCACUGACUGCAGAGACAUCGAAACUGGACGUGUUGGUAAAUGCUGCCGUGACCCCUACUACACUGACCCUUGGCCAACAAACCAACUCGGUAAAUGGGUUACUGGAGUUUUCGGAGGAAACGAUGGAAAAUAUGUACCAGACAACCGCAUUAGCACGAGCAACAUCCGACCUACAGUUACGUCUAAGCCAGUGGUCACAGGAUCUAUUUUGUUGAACAAUUUCAUGACGACCAAAACUCCCAAAUACCCCACCCCUACUCCCUUCCCGACGACGAAUCAGUUUGGUCAAGGAAGUGUAGGAAUAAUCGGCCAAGGAGGUCAAGGUCAAUACGGCCAAGGAACCCAAGGACAGUUCGGCAUAGGAGGACAAGGACAGCUCGGGCUUGGAUCUCAAGUGAAUACCGCUUACCAAAAAGGACAAGGACAAAUUAAAAAACAAGGUCAAGGACAGAUUGUCAGUCAAGGAGUUGGAAGUGGAGUCAGCCAAGGGUUCGGUACAGGCAUUCGUCAAGGCCAGGGUGUAGGUGUUAUUCAGGGAGGAGGACUAGGAAUUCGUCAACAGCAAGGACAAGUUGUAUCGCAAGGUCAAGGAGCAUUUGGAGUUAAAGGACAGGGUGUCCAAACUCAAUUUGGAGUUGGAACUGGUAUACGACAGGGACAAGGAGUAGGAGUAUCUCAAGGUUUCGGUACUGGAGUGCGACAGGGACAAGGAGUAGGAGUAUCUCAAGGUCAAGGACUAGGAGUAGCUCAAGGGUUUGGCACGGGUGUACAACAAGGUGUAGGAACCGGAAUAUCUCAAGGUUUUGGAACUGGUAUACGCCAAGGACAAGGAGUAUUAGCAUCUAAAGGGCAAGGUGUAGGAAUAGCACAAGGACAAGGACUAGGAGUCGCACAAGGACAAGGACUAGGAGUUACUCAAGGACAAGGGCUAGGAGUUUCUCAAGGACAAGGGCUAGGAGUUUCUCAAGGGCAAGGGCUAGGAAUUUCUCAAGGCCAAGGACUAGGAGUAUCUCAAGGUUUCGGUACUGGAGUGCGACAGGGACAAGGAGUACUAGUGUCUAAAGGACAAGGACUAGGAGUCGCUCAAGGACAAGGGCUAGGAGUUUCUCAAGGACAAGGGCUAGGAGUUUCUCAAGGUCAAGGACUAGGAGUAUCUCAAGGUUUCGGAUCUGGGGUUCGACAGGGAGUAGGAAUUGAAGCAUCACAAGGAUUUGGAACCGGUGUGCAACAAGGACAAGGAUUAGGAGUAUCUCAAGGUUUCGGAACUGGUGUACAACAGGGAUUCGGACAGGGUGUUUCCCAAGGAUUUGGUCAAGGAUUCCGCCAGGGACAAGGACAGAUCGUGUCUCAAGGGCUUGGAACUGGUGUAUCUCAAGGCCAAGGGCAAUUUGUGAACCAGGGUGAAGAAAGUUAUAUAUCGCAAGGAUUCGGACAAGGCAUUCGCCAAGGUCAAGGACAGUUAGUAUCACAGGGGCAAGGACAGUAUGUGACCCAAGGACAAGGCAAAAAACUGAUCCAAGGAUUUGGCCAAGCUAUCCGCCAAGGCAGUGGAUUAGGAGUUGAAAAUGAAUAUAGUGAAUCUGUCAACAGAGUCUUCCUUACCCAGUACAAUGGGAAUGGACAGUGCGGACUUAUGAAUGGUCAAAAGCCUUUUGGAGACAAAAACGACCUGGAGGUAGACUUCGCUGAGAUCCCCUGGCAAGCGAUGAUCCUGCUCCAAACUAACAGAUCCCUCCUAUGUGGUGGAGUCAUCACUCGCCCUGAUGUCGUCGUCACGUCUGCAGCUUGCGUUGAAGGGCUUGAAGCCAAAAACGUGCUGAUUAAGGGAGGAGAAUAUAAACUUGGCAUCGAUGACGAACCCUUACCCUUCCAAAUUGUCCAAGUGAAGACCAUCUUACGUCAUCCCUUCUACAAACCUGGCAGCCUUCUCUAUGAUGCUGCGAUCUUGGUCCUGACUGAAAACCUGAGAUUAGCCAAGAAUAUAUACCCUAUCUGCUUACCAGGAGUUGAUGAGACCCUUGACGCCUACUACAAUGGCGCUGGACAGUGCAUUGUCACUGGAUGGGGCAAGAUUGUGUUGCAAGCUCACCUCGAAGGCGCGAUCAUGCACAGUGUCAACGUAUCUCUGAUCCCGCCUCAAGAGUGCCAAGCCAAGAUCUCAUCAGACUACCCUCAUCUCUUUGAGCAAUACGAUGAAGACAGUUGCGCUUGUGGACAGCCCAAAAACCCAGAUGAUAAUAUUUGCAAGGUGGACAUCGGUAGUGCCCUCGCGUGUACUUCCGGAGAUGGACAUUAUGUACUUAGAGGAGUCUACUCUUGGGAUUCAGGUUGUCAAACUGGCAAUCAACUUGCUGGCUUCUACAAAUUCGAUCUUGAAUGGUAUCAAUGGGCCAUCGGUUUAAUCGAAAGCAUACGAUUUGCACAAUUCAGCACUAUCACCAAAGUGACCAGUCAGGUCACUAGCCAAGUUAAUGGAGUCAAAGGUUUUGGAGUUAAAGGAAACCAAUUUAAUACCGUGAAGGGUUCAGUUGGGUCUGGCUCAGGAACAGCUGUUGGCGGCGUGAAAGGUUUUGGUGUAAAUGGAAAAGGACAGCUUGGAUUUGGACAGACUCAAAGUUUAGUAAGCCAAGGACAGUAUGGUGGUGGAUUCAACAAAUUCAGCGGAAAAGUUUCCAGUACGAACUCUCAAUCUGGUUUCGGCUUUGGCGACAUCAAGCCUAUUACCAACGGUUUCAGCGCAACAUAUUCCGAAAAGAAAUAUUUCCAAACCGAACCGAAAAUAGUAACUUAUACAACGAAACCCGAAAUCGUAACAUACACAACGAAACCCGAAAUCGUUACGUAUACAACCAAACCUGAAAUCUUUACUUACACAACCAAACCAAAAAUCUUUACUUACACAACCAAACCAAAAAUCAUUACAUACACGACAGAACCGAAAAUAGUGACAUAUACGACUAAACCACAAAUAAUUAGAUACGAAACUUCUGGAAGUGGCACCAACCCUCAAUACGUAGCCCCUGGCGUUUCUUUUAACCCCUCAUUUUCGGACUUAAUAAGUAAACAUGAGCACACAGCAAAUUGCAAGUGCUUAGAAGGCAAGAAG